This is a messenger RNA of Geodia barretti, 799 nucleotides long. NCBI's taxonomy places the organism in Eukaryota, Metazoa, Porifera, Demospongiae, Tetractinellida, Geodiidae. The record is from the annotation of a GenBank genome assembly.
CGCGCCCACCACCAGCACCUCCUGCGGCUGCAAGGACAGUACAUGCCCACGCCUCACCCAACUUGUAACAAUGGCAACUGUGACAACAAGUGUCUUCCUUUCUCCACGAAAUGUCGAAGACACAUUUGCUCUGAUCAAAAGCAGCUCCUCUACACUUUUUGCACAUACGUCUACCCAUCAGGGGGCCAGUGUGCCAGCCCUAUACCUCUCUACCUCACCCCUCCACUCUGUGGUGGUCACUGCGACACUUCACUCUCCUCCCCUACAUAUCUAGACAACCAAAAACCUCAUGAAACUCCGGAAACUCCUGUCCCCAAAGAAGUUGUAACUACGCCGAUAUCUGAAGGAGUAAACGACGGUGUUAGCGAGAAGGCCACUGCUAGUGAUCGUAGCACUGAAAGUGUGCUAAAAGAGAGUUCAUCAGUUGGUGUCAGGAUGGACCUAGUAAAGAGUGAGGGUGGGGAGGAAGAACAACCAAUGGAAGUGGUGACGAAAGACACGACCGAUGGAGUCUUAAAAAAUAUCAAAACAGAGAAGAUUAACACCUCCUGCCAAAAGUCUAUGUGAUUCUCAUAUGAGUCUAUGACAUUUUCCUCUUUAUUUCGAGCAAGCUCUCGUAAAUGGCUGCCCGUAGUUCUGGGCUCCUAUCUUUAGCAGAGGGGGGCAUUUCUAGCCCUUCUGGAAGAUUUGCAACGUCGUAGCAGCGAUAGUGAGGUUGCUGAAGCGCAGAGUCUGUGGUAUCAUAUACCAUGUAUGUCUCGCAGUCCACACUGGCUGUGGGGUCAGAGGAGGGGGUAGG